AUGGCUGAAUGCCAUGCAGCAUUGAUCGGUGCGGCAGCGGGAGCUGUAGGUCCGAUGAUUUCGAGCAGCUUAGGCAUCGCCUGUGGCAUGAGCCCGGACUUUACAGGCAGCCAGGUCCUACCUCGACAGCCCGUUGGGGUGGUGGCGCUCUUCGGCGCACUGGCCAGUGCUUCCGCGGGGGCCUUCGCGGCCAUGGCGGCCCAGUCUGCGGUGCUGGGCGCCGCAGCCGGUGUGGUGGCAGCUGGCUUUGUCACUGGGGUGAGCACCGUCGACAUGCUGAAGAGAAGAAACCUCUUGGUAGCAGAGACUCAAAAGUCGGCCAAAGCAGCCAAGUGA
Effrenium voratum is the source of this 336-nucleotide messenger RNA. NCBI's taxonomy places the organism in Eukaryota, Dinophyceae, Suessiales, Symbiodiniaceae. The record is from the annotation of a GenBank genome assembly.